Physcomitrium patens is the source of this 2338-nucleotide messenger RNA. Its product is annotated as zinc-finger homeodomain protein 7. Lineage: Eukaryota; Viridiplantae; Streptophyta; Bryopsida; Funariales; Funariaceae. Gene Ontology annotation, cellular component: nucleus. The record is from RefSeq and is a predicted model, not a curated record. Gene Ontology annotation, biological process: regulation of DNA-templated transcription; regulation of developmental process. Gene Ontology annotation, molecular function: transcription cis-regulatory region binding; DNA-binding transcription factor activity.
AGAUCGAUCUUCAUGGUCAAACGCAACAUUUGACUGAUGAUUAGAUCUCCACACAGUUGCAGCCCAGCACAGAAUUCCUACGCUGUUCCUGAUAUUGAUUCGAACGUUGCGCUUAUGCACCUUUCACUGUGGGCACUCACAGCUGCAGUUGUGGUAGAUUCAAAAAACUUCCCCCCUUCGCUGUAAUCCCUUUUCGGUCGUCAUGGUGUCUGAAAGCUAAAGCCGGAGUGAGGCUUCCAUGCAGUUUAGAAAGACCACCGCUGGACGUAGACAAUGUUUUUUAAUUAUCUCAAGCGCACGUGAGUAGAUUCAUCCAUUGAUAUAUAUACCCACUCGGAUGUGCACAGGCCACCGGACUUGCAUGCUUGAGCAGGACCAAUCAGCCUUUGGCUUAUAAAAGCCUAGGAUAGAGCUGAUUGAAUCAUUUACGCACCAUAAUGUAGAACUAAUUGUGGGUUGCAGACAGGUGUGAGCCUCAAGGUCAACAGUAGAUAAAAGUUCACCACCGUUAGCUUUCACAGGUAUCCUCGAGCACUCUUCCAAGCCUAGGGGCCUUUGAGCUCUUGGAAUAGUUUCGAGGGACCUUAUAAAAGAACAAACGUAACUUCAUUGCGAUAAGAAGCAUGAACUAUAAUUGCGAUCGACGUGGAGGAUAUGGCGACUCUGCGGAGGAGGCCGCGAACCUGUUCUUGGCAGCAUCGACCAGGAAUCCAUGGCAGGUUGGCCCAAUGAAUCCAGUAAUAUCAGCGGGUCAUCACGCUGGGAACGUCACCAACUGCAAUGCUGCCAGUGCAGGAGAUGCUGGGACCGCCCAGGGAGCCAUCCUAUUUCAAGGCUUUCUUGGUGGCAGGGGCUAUGGCGGAUCCUUGCAGCCUAGCUCUGCAGCACUUCAUGCCAGGUGGGAUCUCAACCCAGUUCAGCCCGGGGAGAAUCAAACCUCCGGCAACCAGAGAGAUGACCAAGAACAAGCAAAGUGGGCGAAUCAGAACACAACCUCGCGUUUUCGAGGACAGCUGGAUGAAGACGACCUCUUGGGGUUCUCCAUGGACCAGCGAUCUGCUCAGCCAAACCUUCAAGCGAAAUCAGGAACUUGCACCGUGGUGUACAAGGAGUGCCAAAAGAACCAAGCGCUUGACACUGCUAACCACUGUGUUGAUGGUUGCGGUGAAUUCAUGCGACGAGGAAGAGAGGGACAAGAGGCCUUGCAAUGCAUGGCUUGCGGCUGUCACCGCAGCUACCACCGAAGUGUACUAGUUGGGGACAAUGGCAAGGAACUGGAUACCAUUGGAGAAGUAGAUGCAGUUCAGCCGCGACUUAUCAACAAUGAUCUGCAUCUCUCUUUGAGCAGAAUUGAAACCGUUGCGCUUAACCUCAUGGAAGCCACUGGGCGAGCUUUACCCCUACUUGCCGCAGAUCAUCCACCACGAGGGAGUGAUGAUCUUGCCACAAAGGAGCUUGACACUGUGAUGAAAAUUUCCAUCGAAAAUCUGGAUCACAUUUCGAAGGUGACGCUAUCCACUGUUGAAUGCAUUGGCAUUUUACAGACAGCGGCGAGUACUCAACAAAGCGCGAGCUCUCGAGAUCGUCCUAGUGUUCCAGAUCAUGGCCGAUUGUCGUCCGAGGUAAGCCCGGUCAUGAAUAAAGAGCAUCGAAGAAGGGCUCAAUUACAGCUGUCCCCUUCCCACCUCCACAUCCAAAGCAACCUGCUCCAAGUAGACAGAAUCUCUGCACCAAAUGGUCAAGCUCAGAAUGGAUCACACCCUGGAAAGCCUAAAAGGAAACGGACGCAGUUGACCGAUGAACAACGAGAAAAGAUGAAAUCAUACGCUGAGCACGCUGGAUGGACAAUCGUUGGCCAGCGCAAAGAAAAUAUCGCCGCAGCCUGCAAAGAUAUCGGUGUAACACCCAAGACUUUGAAGUAUUGGAUCCACAAUGCGAAGCAGAAGCUGAAGCGAUCACAUGAUCAAGCGCUGUAGCAUCCUCACACCACAUAAACCUUCGCAGGUUGACGUGAAGUCAAAGGUGGAUAAUCUAACUGAGACAUUGAUGAAGUCGACGGUAUCGACAGGUGAAUCGAUAUAAGGAUUACAGACUGGUGGGGACUUUCAUCAUAGACAGGCAAUACAGAAGUUCAGGUUGGAGGCCAUUGAUUACCUCGGUUCCUGAGAAGUAUGAUUCCUGCUCAAAAAGGAGUGCGGUGCAGUGCCUUCUUUGGGUCUUCUGUCAAGUAUAAAAAAAUCCAUCAGAAAUCAACCUUUUACAUUGACGCAUAGUUCACGAGGAUGAAACAAUGUACAAAAGUGCAAUCCUCUGAAAGGCAAUCAAUUUUUUUCGUGCA